Rhinolophus ferrumequinum (greater horseshoe bat) is the source of this 781-nucleotide messenger RNA. It is a transcript of the gene SH3BGRL3, whose product is annotated as SH3 domain binding glutamate rich protein like 3. NCBI's taxonomy places the organism in Eukaryota, Metazoa, Chordata, Mammalia, Chiroptera, Rhinolophidae. Gene Ontology annotation, cellular component: cytoplasm. The transcript has 3 exons. The record is from RefSeq and is a predicted model, not a curated record. Bases 126 to 407 code for a protein of 93 amino acids.
UGGUGACUCGCGGGCUGAGCAGGAAGGAAACCGCUCCCGAGCGCGGCGGCGUCGUCUCCAGGCCGUGCUGCCGCCUCCCCUGCCGCCCGUCCGCCCGCUCGCCCGUCAGUCCGUCCACCCGCAGCAUGAGCGGCCUGCGCGUCUACAGUACGUCGGUCACCGGCUCCCGCGAAAUCAAGUCCCAGCAGAGCGAGGUGACCCGCAUCCUGGAUGGCAAGCGCAUCCAGUACCAGCUAGUGGACAUCUCCCAGGACAACGCCCUGCGGGAUGAGAUGCGAGCCUUGGCUGGCAACCCCAAGGCCACCCCACCCCAGAUUGUCAACGGGGACCAGUACUGUGGGGACUAUGAGCUCUUCGUGGAGGCUGUGGAACAGAACACGCUGCAAGAGUUCCUGAAACUGGCGUGAGCUGAGCCCAAGCCAGCCCACGGGACUUCGCCAUCACAUUCCCCCAGCCAUUGCUGGCCAUGAAGGACCUUGUGACCAACUCCCUGUUAUUCCUAACCUUCUGACCUUGGAGCCCCUCCCUCCAACCCAAGCCUCUCCUCUUCCUCCCUCUUCCUCCAUUCAGAGGCAACAUUCCUUACCCAGUAGUCUCAGAAAUUGUCUUAAGCAACAGCCCAAGUGCUGGCUGUCCUCAGCCCGGCCCUGGGACUGCCACUCUGCCUGGCACUGUCUGAUGGGCACCUUUGUUGGUUCCAUUAGCCAGGGCUCUGCCAAAGGCCCCGCAAUCCCCAACCCGGGAGCACCCUAGUGACAAUUAAAUGUCCCAUUCCAUUGGC